Molecule: messenger RNA, 556 nt
Organism: Mya arenaria
Lineage: Eukaryota; Metazoa; Mollusca; Bivalvia; Myida; Myidae
Product: 17-beta-hydroxysteroid dehydrogenase 14-like
Exons: 7
Coding region: 17-556 (179 amino acids)
Molecular function (GO): oxidoreductase activity
Source: RefSeq, a predicted model, not a curated record
AUUGCACUAUUUGAAAAUGGCCUCUGUAGGACGUUUUCAGGAUAAAGUUGUCAUAGUUACGGGUGGAUGCAACGGCAUGGGAAAAGGAAUUGUUAAGGUGUUUCGUGAAAAUGGCGGAAAGGUUGUUAUCUGGGAUAUUGAUGACGAGACCGGGAAAUCAAUGACCAGCGAUGUACAGUUCUUCAUCCACUGUGACAUGACGAAAGAAAAAGACAUUAAGAGUGCGGUCGAGCAAACAGUGACAAAGUAUGGCAGUGUCCACUGCCUCGUUAACAACGCUGGAUGGCACCCACCUAACCACACCAUAGACGAGUAUUCAGCUGAUGAAAUGCGCAAGCUCAUGGACCUUAACUUUGUCGCAUAUUUUCUAGCUGCAAAGUACACACUUCCUUUUCUACGGAAGACAAAAGGGACCAUCGUCAACAUUGCCAGCACAGCUGGCACGUAUGGUGCACGCCUUGCAACAGCCUAUUGUGCUUCAAAGGCGGCUAUAUCUGGAUUUACUCGUGCACUGGCUCUGGACGAGGCGUUGAACGGGGUGAGGGUGAACGCGUGA